Sebastes umbrosus (honeycomb rockfish) is the source of this 2732-nucleotide messenger RNA. RefSeq names its product serine/threonine-protein kinase pakA-like. Gene Ontology annotation, biological process: negative regulation of apoptotic process; regulation of mitotic cell cycle; protein autophosphorylation. Gene Ontology annotation, molecular function: protein serine/threonine kinase activity; ATP binding. The record is from RefSeq and is a predicted model, not a curated record. NCBI's taxonomy places the organism in Eukaryota, Metazoa, Chordata, Actinopteri, Perciformes, Sebastidae. Bases 102 to 2249 code for a protein of 715 amino acids. Gene Ontology annotation, cellular component: cytoplasm. The transcript has 11 exons.
UAUCAAUCUCAUUUCAACUGUGAACUUCGAGUCUUCGACAUUUCAACGGUGAACUUCGAAUCUUCGACAUUUCAACGGUGAACCAUUACUGUUUGAGAGCCAUGCCUUACAAGUUAAGAACAAGAUUAGUAAGGACUCCUGAGCGUCCGUCCUCCAGUAGAAAUCUGGUCUGUCAGACAGUAGAUCCCAUCCAGGACAUUUCAACGGUGAACCAUUACCGUUUGAGAGCCAUGCCUUACAAUUUAAGAACAAGAUUAGUAAGGACUCCUGAGCGUCCGUCCUCCAGUAGAAAUCUGGUCUGUCAGACAGUAGAUCCCAUCCAGGACAUGCUGAACAACAGGUCAGGUGGAAACCAGAGGGCCACCAACAGAAAGUCUGACGAGAGCCAUGAAAGAGCCAUCAAGACUAGCAGGACAAAUCAAUGUCCCUCUGAGGGCUUCAGACCGUCAUUCAGCAGAGGAAACUUUAACUCCGCUGAGGAUGCUGGGACAUCGACACCCGCCUGCGCCAGCAUUAGCUCCAAAUCUGAGGAGAAGAAGGGCAGGAAGAGGAGGUUCGAGGACACAGGAGCAUACGGGAAGAGGAAAAGAACGUUCAUGAGUCCCAAUGAGGGCACCAGCUACCAGGACACCACUGAGACCACCCCUGAGGCCAUCCCUGAGACCAUCCCUGACGCCAUCCCUGAGGCCACCCCUGAAACCUCCCUCAGGUCCGGAUCUGAUACCUUCAUCAGCACCAACUCUGAGGAGAAGAAGGGCAGGAAGAGGAAGUCUGAGGACACAGGAGAAUACGGGAAGAGGAGAAAAACGCCCCUCAGUUCCGGUACGGACACCAGCUACCAGGGCACCAAUGAUACCACCACUGAGUCCACCCCUGAGACCAUCCCUGAGACCACCUCCAGUGAUGAAUUUGACACCUCCUCCACACAAAACAGUAGAGAAAUCUUUGACUCUGAUGAGGAUACUGUGUCAUGGAUACCCGCCAGCACUGACUCUGAGGAGAAGAAGAGCAGGAAGAGGAAGUCUGAGGACACAGGAGACUACGGGAAGAGGAGAAGAACGUCCCUCAAUCCCAGUGCGGGCACCAGCUACCCCUGGUACCAGGCACCCCUGUGCUACCUCUCGAACCCAUUUCCUUCUCUUUUUAAUCUCUUUUUUCCAUCCAUCCCUGAGACCAUCCCUGAGACCAUCCCUGAGACCAUCCCUAAGGCCAUCCCUGAGACCAUCCCUGAGGCCAUCCCUGAGACCAUCCCUGAGACCACCCCUAAGGCCACCAGUAGCGACUCUGACACCACCUUCCCAGAAGCCACUCUGUUUCACAACAGAGCUGACUUUGAGGCGAAAUAUGAGGAAGAGGGAAUGCUGGGUGAAGGAAGCUUCGGAGCAGUCUUUGCUGGCCACCGCAAGGACGACCAUCUGCCUGUGGCCAUAAAGCGUAUCCGCGAGUUUCUUUACACAACAGUGGAUUUGGAUGGGGAAGUUACAGAUCUCCCUACAGAGGUGGCGCUGCUGCUGUACCUCAAUCAAGCAGGAGCAGGAACCAGUGCCGUGGUGGGCCUGCUGGACUGGUACAAUCUGGACAAUGAGCUGAUUCUCGUCCUAGAGAGACCCGUCCCCUGCAUGGAUCUCUAUAACUAUUUGGGGUCCAUACAGUCAUCAAUACAGGAGGACAUGGGCCGGAUCAUAACAAAACAACUGGUGGAAGGUCUCCAAGAGGUCCACUCCGGAGAAGUUUUCCACAGGGACAUCAAGAUGGAAAACAUCCUCAUCGAAACCGGUUCUGAUGUCCCACGUGUCUGGAUCAUUGACUUUGGCUCUGGCGAAUUUCUGACAGAGGAGAGGUACACUGAAAAUGAAGGUAGGCUGUCGUUCUUAUGGUCCUGUUCUCUGAAACAACCCAGCAUCUUUGCCGUCUCUGUCCUGUACUCCCGUCCCUCAUCCAUUAACCUUUGUCUCUGUGUGGCUGUAUGUAUUGUAGGUACCCUGGUAUACACUACUCCUGAGUAUAUCCGGCGUGGGUGGUCCACGCCUGAAGCUACCACGGUGUGGCAGCUCGGUGCGGUGCUGUUUGAGAUGCUGCAUGAUGGGGUGACCCCCUUCCAUAGCCCCUGUGACAUCAUCAAUGCAAUCCCUGACAUCCGUGACACUCUUUCCUACAAUUGCCAAGAUUUUAUAGCACGCUGUAUGGACAAGAGCCCAGAGGCCCGACCCACCCUGGAGACUCUUAAGCACCACCCCUGGCUCGUGUGAGCUGUGGUCCUGAGGGAUCCAGUCUGAUGUGAUACAGACUGGACCUCUCGGACCACGGAUGGAUCCCUGAAGACCACGGAAGGACCUCGUCCAGGGUUAACGCUGCUGUAGUCCCCAUAUGUGGCUCCCAUUGCACUCUCUCUUGAAGCAGAAGAAAUCAGACGGAGAGGCUGGUGGCGUCAAUCUCUAGUAGGGCUGUGACGGGGAGGAAAAUUUCUUGUGACAACAUGGGUGUUACCGAUUACACCAGAGAUUUUACAGGAAAAGAUGACGGUCAUCAUGUGUAGCCGCUUACUUUGAUCUUUACCUUCAGGUGGCUGAGUGACUAGCCUCUCCGGUAGAACUUUUGCUGCGGAGCCGCUGGGGUGUACCCGGCGCCGCUCCGCCGCGCACACCAGCUAUGACCGUUCCGUCCUCCUCUUAGCAUUGGGUAUAAAUCUGAAAUUUAAACCGCGUUUGCUUUCCUCUGCCAUCUCUCGGUCU